Molecule: messenger RNA, 2955 nt
Organism: Sorghum bicolor (sorghum)
Lineage: Eukaryota; Viridiplantae; Streptophyta; Magnoliopsida; Poales; Poaceae
Exons: 2
Coding region: 1-2955 (984 amino acids)
Source: RefSeq, a predicted model, not a curated record
AUGGCCGAGCCCACCCUUGCCGACCUGCUCGCUGAACUGAAGUCCCUCCACACCGAGGUGACCUCCCUAAAGUCCGACAUGGCGGCCAUGAAGGACAAGUCCGCGUCGUCCUCGGAGAAUGACGGCGGCCGUCGCACGGAUGGGAUGCGCGAUCAGGAUCUGUUCUUCAAGCACAAGAAGUGGGACUUUUCCCGCUUUGAUGGCACGGUCGAUCCACUGCUCUUCAUCAACAAAUGCGAGGCAUACUUCCGCCAUCAUCGCACCAUGGGGGAGGAACGCGUUCGGACGGCAUCGUACCAUCUGGACGACGUCGCCCAGUUGUGGUACAACCAGCUCGAAGAGGACGACGGCGCGCCAUCUUGGGGUCGGUUCAAGGACCUCAACGAACGCUUCGGGCCGCCCCUUCGUUCCGCCCCGAUGUUCGAGCUCUCUGAGUGCCGCCGCACCGGGACCGUCGAGGAGUACGCCAGUCGCUUCCAAGCCCUCCUUCCACGCGCCGGACGGCUGGAUGAGGCCCAGCGGGUCCAACUCUUCACCGGUGGCCUCCUUCCACCCCUCAGUCAUGCGGUGCGCAUCCAUAACCCCGACACGCUCGCCGCCGCGAUGAGUCUGGCGCGUCAGGUGGAGCUCAUGGAGCUCGACCGGGCUCCCCCGGCCCCGGCCCGGUCAGGCGCCCGUGGUCUGCUGCCGCAACCGCCGCCUCGUCCGGCACUUCCUGCGCCGCCACAGCCGCUCGCGCUGCCCGCGCCCCCGGCAGGUGCCGACCCGGGUCGUCGCGAGGGCAAUCCGCGGCGUCUCUCCACGGCGGAACAGGCGGAACGUCGUCGCCUUGGUUUAUGUUUUAACUGUGACGAGAAAUAUACCCGUGGUCAUAACAGGUUUUGCAAGCGGAUCUUCUUCAUCGACGGCGUUGAGAUCGAGGCAGCCGACGACCCUGCUGCUCAAGGGGACACGGAGGCGCCCUGUUUUUCGCUGCAGGCCGUGGCGGGCGUACCCGUGGCGGACACCAUGCAGCUGGCAGUGCAGCUGGGAGCCGCCUCGCUCGUCGCGCUCCUGGAUUCGGGCAGCACCCACAGCUUCAUCUCCGAGGAGGCUGCGCGGCGCUCGGGCCUGCCACUCCGCCACCGACCACGUCUCACGGCCAUGGUGGCCAAUGGCGAGAAGAUUACCUGCGCGGGCGUCAUCCGCGACGCGCCUCUGCUCAUCGCCGGCGCCAGCUUCCCGGCGGAGCUCUUCGUCAUGCCCUUGGCCGGGUACGACAUCGUCCUGGGCACCAAGUGGCUGGGUGCGCUAGGACCCAUCGUAUGGGACCUGGCCAACCGGCGCAUGUCCUUCCGGCGCGGGGACUGCACCGUCUCCUGGACGGGCUUGGCCACCGGGGCUGGCCCGGCUGUCCGCGCCCUGGUGGCCGGCGAGACGUUCCUGGAGGCCCUCCUCGACUCGUUCGCCGACGUGUUCGCUACUCCAGCCGGCCUCCCGCCCAAGCGAGCCCACGACCACUGCAUCUUGCUGAAGCCCGACGCGCAGCCGGUGGCCGUACGUCCCUAUCGGUACUCGGCCGCCCAUAAGGACGAGCUGGAGCGGCAAUGCGCGGCCAUGAUGGAGCAGGGGAUCGUCCGCCGCAGCGACUCGCCGUUCUCGUCGCCCGUCCUCCUCGUGAAGAAGCCCGACGGCUCCUGGCGCUUCUGCGUCGACUACCGGGCACUGAACGCCAUGACCGUCAAGGAUGCCUUCCCGAUCCCGGUGGUCGACGAGCUGCUAGAUGAGCUCAACGGCGCCAAGUUCUUCACCAAGCUCGACUUGAGGUCGGGUUACCACCAGGUCCGCAUGCGGCCCGAAGACAUCCACAAGACCGCCUUCCGCACGCAUGAGGGCUUGUACGAGUUCCUGGUCAUGGCGUUUGGCUUGUGCAACGCGCCGGCCACCUUCCAAGCAUUGAUGAAUGACACUCUCCGGCCGUUUCUCCGCCGUUUCGUCCUGGUAUUUUUUGAUGAUAUCUUGGUUUAUAGUAGCACAUGGGCAAAUCACCUGAGGCACCUGCGUGCGGUCCUCGACGAGCUUCGCCGCCACCAGCUCUUCGUCAAGCGCACCAAAUGUUCCUUCGGUGCCACCGCCGUCGCGUAUCUCGGCCACGUCAUCUCCGCGGCGGGUGUUGCCAUGGAUCCGGCCAAGGUGCAGGCCAUCCACGACUGCCCGACCCCGCGCUCCGCCCGUGCUGUCCGCGGGUUUCUCGGACUCGCGGGUUACUACCGCAAGUUCGUGCAUAACUACGGCACGGUGGCCGCGCCCCUCACGGCGCUCCUCAAGAAGGAUGGCUUCGCUUGGGAUAACACCGCCGCCACAGCGUUCUCGGCGCUCAAGGCAGCGGUCACGUCGGCCCCCGUCCUCGCCAUGCCCGACUUCGCCAAGAUGUUCAUCGUCGAGUGCGACGCGUCCACGGCGGGCUUCGGCGCCGUUCUGGCCGUCCGACACUGGCGGCCCUACCUCUGGGGGCGUCGCUUCCUCGUCAAGACGGACCACUACAGUUUGAAGUAUCUCCUCGACCAGCGCCUCGCUACGAUCCCGCAGCACCACUGGGUCGGCAAGCUCUUGGGCUUCGACUUCUCAGUGGAAUACCGCUCCGGCGCCACGAACACGGUGGCCGACGCACUCUCCCGCCGCGACGUCGAGGAUGGCGAGCUGCUGGCCAUCUCCGCGCCACGGUUCGACUUCAUCGAACGCCUUCGCCAUGCCCAGGCGACGGACCCCGCGCUAGUCGCCAUCCACGACGAGCUCCGAGCAGGCUCCCGCGCGGCGCCGUGGACCAUCACCGACGGCAUGGUAGCCCUCGUGGGCCGCCUCUACAUUCCCUCGGCGUCGCCGCUCCUUCAGGAGAUUCUGGCCGCGGUCCACGAGGACGGCCACGAGGGCAUCCACUGCACCGCCUCCGGCGUGAUUUCCAUUUUCCCAACAUGA